This is a messenger RNA of Lagenorhynchus albirostris (white-beaked dolphin), 2605 nucleotides long. It is a transcript of the gene NME7, whose product is annotated as NME/NM23 family member 7. Gene Ontology annotation, molecular function: microtubule binding; nucleoside diphosphate kinase activity; ATP binding. The record is from RefSeq and is a predicted model, not a curated record. The transcript has 14 exons. Gene Ontology annotation, cellular component: centrosome. The coding region runs from base 2 to 2347 and encodes 781 amino acids. Gene Ontology annotation, biological process: UTP biosynthetic process; CTP biosynthetic process; GTP biosynthetic process. Lineage: Eukaryota; Metazoa; Chordata; Mammalia; Artiodactyla; Delphinidae.
AAUGGAUGAAAAUCAAGAAACUGAUUCAAAAGGUAGUGAAGAAUAUGAAGAUGACUUUGAAAAGGACCUGGAAUGGUUGAUUAAUGAAAAAGAAGAAAAUGGUGCCAGCGUAAUAGAGAAGGUUUGUGGGAAUGAAGAGAAUAUUAACCAAGGCUUAAAAGAGAAUGAAACAGAAAUAGAACAUUCCAAGCAGCUUUCUGAUUCUGACAGAUCUUUCAAGGAUGAGGUUUCAUCAAUAAGAAAUGACUUCAUUUCUGUACCGAGUAUUCAACCUUUGGAUCCCAUAUCAGAUUCAGACAGUGAAAACUCUUUACAGGAAUCCAAACUAGAAAGCCAGCAAGACCUGGAGGAGGAAGAGGAUGAGGAAGUAAGGAGAUAUAUUAUGGAGAAAAUUAUACAAGCCAACAAGCUUCUACAAAAUCAAGAACCUGUGAAUGAUAAAAGGGAAAGAAAACUUAAAUUCAAAGACAAAUUAGUUGAUUUGGAAGUUCCUCCUCUGGAAGACACUGAUACUUACAAAAAUUAUCUUGAAAAUGAAAGUAAUGUGUCUGGAAAACUGUCUCAGUUAUGUAUUUCCAAUGAAUUUGCACAAGAAAAUGUGCUCCUGUCGCCUACUGAUGGAAAUUCUGAAGAAAACAAGGAUAGGAAAAUACUAGUAGAGAGAGAUGGAAAGUUUGAGCUUCUGAAUUUACAAGACAUUGAGAGUCAGGGGUUUUUGCCCCCCAUUAAUAAUGCUAAUUAUACAGAAAAUGAGCCUCAGCAGUUGUCACCCAGAUCUCCCAAUUUAUCUGUCAGUGGAGUCAAGAAAGAAGAGCCAAUAGCAAAAAUUCAUGCUCUGGCUCACUCAUCAACAGAAGAGCAACUGGCUUAUAUCCCUCAGCCACCACCCAACCCCAAGACUCAUCCAGGUUCUGCUGCCAACUCAGAUCGAAGUAAGGGGAAUGGAAAAUCUAGUCAUAGGACACGGUCUGCAGAUGUAUCUCCAGUGACCUCAACAUACUGUCUCUCUCCUCAACAGAAAGAACUGCAAAAACGACUAGAACAAAAGAGAGAAAAGCUAAAGAGAGAGGAAGAACAAAGGAAAAUAGAAGAAGAGAAAGAAAAGAAAAAAGAGAAUGACAUGGUGUUUAAAGCAUGGUUGCAAAAGAAGAGAGAGCAGGUCCUAGAAAUGAGGAGAAUUCAGCGAGCAAAGCAAAUUGAAGACAUGAACAGUAGAAAUCAUAGUGAAAGAUUCGUUUUCAUUGCAGAGUGGUAUGAUCCAAAUGCUUCACUAUUUCGACGUUAUGAGCUUUUAUUUUACCCAGGGGAUGGAUCUGUUGAAAUGCAUGAUGUAAAGAAUCAUCGCACCUUUUUAAAGCGGACCAAAUAUGAAGACCUUCACUUGGAAGAUUUAUUUAUAGGCAACAAAGUGAAUGUCUUUUCUCGACAACUGGUGCUACUUGACUAUGGGGAUCAAUAUACAGCUCGGCAACUGGGCAGUAGGAAAGAAAAAACAUUAGCCCUGAUUAAACCAGAUGCAGUAUCAAAAGCAGGAGAAAUAAUUGAAAUAAUAAGCAAAGCUGGAUUUACUCUAACCAAACUCAAAAUGAUGACACUUUCAAGGAAAGAAGCAACAGAUUUUCAUAUAGAUCAUCAGUCAAAGCCCUUUUUAAAUGAGCUGAUCCAGUUUAUCACCAGUGGUCCUAUAAUUGCCAUGGAGAUUUUAAGAGAUGAUGCUAUAUGUGAAUGGAAAAGACUUCUUGGACCUGCCAACUCUGGACUGGCACGUACAGAUGCUCCUGGAAGCAUUAGAGCCCUCUUUGGAACAGAUGGCAUAAGAAAUGCAGCUCAUGGCCCUGAUUCUUUUGCUUGUGCUGCCAGAGAAAUGGAGUUAUUUUUUCCUUCGAGUGGAGUUUGUGGGCCAGCAAACACUGCUAAAUUUACCAGCUGUACUACUUGUUGCAUUGUUAAGCCCCAUGCCAUCAGCGAAGGACUGCUGGGAAAGAUUCUGAUGGCUAUCCGAGAUGCAGGUUUUGAAAUUUCAGCUAUGCAGAUGUUCAACAUGGAUCGAGUUAAUGUUGAAGAGUUUUAUGAAAUUUAUAAAGGAGUCGUGUCUGAGUAUAACGAAAUGGUGACAGAAAUGUAUUCUGGCCCUUGUGUAGCAAUGGAGAUUCAACAGACUAAUCCUACCGUGACAUUUCGAGAAUUCUGUGGACCUGCUGAUCCUGAAAUUGCCCGGCAUUUACGCCCUGGAACCCUCCGAGCAAUCUUUGGUAAAACUAAGAUCCAGAAUGCUGUCCACUGCACUGAUCUACCAGAGGAUGGCCUAUUAGAGGUUCAGUAUUUCUUCAAGAUCUUGGAUAACUAGCAGCUUAGAAAGUAAAGAAGUCACAGGUUGUGGUGUUUGUUUAGACAAGAGUGAAUCACACAUGAGGAAUGUGUUCAUUCUUUUAUUGUCCAUUGUUUUAACCUGACUGAAUACAAGAUCAACAAGAGCACUGUACUCCUGGCAAUUAUGACAUAUGUUAGAACAUGGAUUUUGCACUGCAGACAACAUUUAACACCAGUCUAUGGGGUACUGCAUUGCUUUUUAUAAAGUCCAAAAUAAAGAUUUAUUUUCAAACAA